AGAGAAAUGUCUUGUUAUGGAUGUAGUCAUAAGUGUGUUCCGUUGUGUUCCGUUUUUACAAUAGGGCCUUUAACUAUAAGUAUUCAAGGUCCAAUAUCCUGUGUUAAAGCUGUAUAUGAAAAUGAAAGUCUAUCACUGAGUCAGGGAGUUAGCUUACUAUAGUUUACUUGCUUACCUUGGCAAUGAAAGAGAAUUGGACAAUAUGAACGAAUCACUAUAUAUUACCAGAAUUAACUCAAUAAACAUGUACGCUAAGUUGAUCAUCGCUCUUUGUGCCAUUGGUGUUGCUCACGACAGUGGACUUCUCGCCGCCGCCCCGGUAGCAUACAGCAGCCAUGCUGUCGCACCCGCCGUCUCCUCAGUAUCUUACUCGACCCACACGGCGCACUCUGCUCCAGCAGUAGCCGUAUCUCCGACUAUUGCCCCAGCAGCGACUUCUUACUCUAGCCACACUGCUCAUGCCGCUCCUGUCGCCGCCUCCGCCGCUGCUCCUGCAGUUGCCGUACACGCCGCCCCCGCUGUAGCCGUAUCUCGGACUAUUGCCCCAGCAGCGACCUCAUACUCCUCUUACUCAAGCCACACCGCUCAUGGUUCUCCUGUUGCUGCCUACGCUGCUGCUCCCGUUGUCGCCACUUACGCCGCUGCCGCGCCCGCCGUAGCCGUACACGCCGCACCUGCCGUCGCUGUAUCUAGGACUAUUGCUCCUGCUGCGACCUCAUACUCCUCUUACUCCAGCCAAACUUCCCACGGAGCACCCGCAGUAGCUGCGUACGCUGCCGCUCCAGCUGUUUCCUACGCGCGGUCAUACGCUGCUCCCGCUAUCUCGGCCUAUGCUGCUCCCGCCGUAGCCUCUUACUCCCGGUCCUACGCCGUCCCCGCCAUAGCCUCUUACUCCCGGACCUACGCCGCCCCGGCUGUAGCGUCUUACUCCCGGAUUCAAGGUGCUCCUGCUGUUGCGGCAUACGCUGCUCCUGCAUACUCCACUUACGCAGCUGCCGCCCCCGUCCUUCGUUCC
Danaus plexippus (monarch butterfly) is the source of this 1015-nucleotide messenger RNA. RefSeq names its product cuticle protein 16.5-like. Lineage: Eukaryota; Metazoa; Arthropoda; Insecta; Lepidoptera; Nymphalidae. The transcript has 2 exons. The record is from RefSeq and is a predicted model, not a curated record. The annotation marks the transcript as partial.